Messenger RNA from Photinus pyralis (common eastern firefly), 3527 nucleotides. RefSeq names its product neuronal acetylcholine receptor subunit alpha-7 (gene nAChRalpha6). The record is from RefSeq and is a predicted model, not a curated record. Lineage: Eukaryota; Metazoa; Arthropoda; Insecta; Coleoptera; Lampyridae. Gene Ontology annotation, cellular component: postsynaptic membrane; neuron projection; synapse. The transcript has 11 exons. Bases 251 to 1792 code for a protein of 513 amino acids. Gene Ontology annotation, biological process: monoatomic ion transmembrane transport; signal transduction; chemical synaptic transmission. Gene Ontology annotation, molecular function: transmembrane signaling receptor activity; acetylcholine-gated monoatomic cation-selective channel activity.
UGAUCUAUCAUUGCCCUGCAUCCAUCCUCGGGCAUCCAACGAGUCGUCUUUAGUGCGUCUCGAUAAAACCACUGGUCGCAGGUGAAAUGAUCAGUGAAGUAACGCGAGUGCGAUCUUCUGUGCUCAGCUAGUAGCAGGUGCCAUUGUCUGGGUACUUUGUACUAGUUGGGCGUGUGUAGAGCUCGCAAAUAUGACGGCCAAUUCCGGGGGAUUAUCAAGAGAGUCAUGAAUAGCCCUGGAUCGAGCUAGGAUGGCUUCAAGCGAGCGAGCGCUGGCGCUACUGGCUACUGUCUUCCUGCUCAUGACGAUGCCUCCAGAUUCGUACCAAGGGCAGCAUGAAAAAAGGCUGUUGAACAACUUGCUCACUCCUUACAACGUAUUGGAGAGACCCGUGGCGAACGAAUCGGAACCUUUGGAAGUGAAAUUCGGCCUAACUUUGCAGCAAAUUAUAGAUGUGGACGAAAAGAAUCAGAUUCUCACGACAAACGCGUGGUUAAACUUGGACGAGAAGAAUCAACUCCUAAUAACAAAUAUUUGGCUUUCUUUGGAAUGGAACGAUUACAAUCUUAGGUGGAAUGAAUCCGAAUAUGGAGGCGUCAAGGAUUUAAGGAUAACUCCCAAUAAACUAUGGAAGCCGGAUGUACUAAUGUACAACAGUGCUGAUGAGGGUUUCGACGGGACUUUCCAAACAAACGUUGUGGUCAAACAUAACGGCAGCUGCUUGUACGUCCCUCCGGGUAUCUUCAAGAGCACAUGCAAGAUAGACAUUACGUGGUUUCCAUUUGAUGAUCAACAUUGUGACAUGAAGUUUGGUAGUUGGACCUAUGACGGCAACCAGCUGGAUCUUAUCUUGAAUUCAGAAGAUGGAGGAGAUUUGUCUGAUUUCAUCACGAAUGGUGAAUGGUACCUUAUAGGUAUGCCCGGCAAGAAGAACACCAUAGUAUAUCAGUGUUGUCCUGAGCCGUAUGUGGAUGUAACUUUUACAAUUCAAAUUCGACGGCGCACGCUUUACUACUUUUUCAAUUUAAUAGUUCCUUGCGUGCUCAUUUCUUCCAUGGCGCUAUUGGGUUUUACACUACCACCAGAUUCAGGCGAGAAGCUCACACUAGGUGUCACCAUUCUUCUUUCAUUGACUGUAUUUCUCAACCUAGUAGCUGAAAAGAUUCCAACUACGUCUGACGCAGUUCCCUUGAUAGGAACCUACUUCAACUGUAUUAUGUUUAUGGUUGCUUCAUCUGUUGUACUUACUGUAGUAGUGCUCAACUAUCAUCAUCGAACAGCUGAUAUACACGAAAUGCCUCAGUGGAUUAAAUCUGUGUUCUUACAAUGGUUGCCAUGGAUCCUCGGUAUGAGCCGACCUGGUAAAAAAAUUACACGCAAAACGAUUCUUAUGAACAGUCGAAUGAAGGAGUUGGAACUGAAAGAGAGAUCGUCGAAAAGUUUAUUGGCGAACGUAUUGGACAUAGAUGACGAUUUUCGAAAUGUUUCGGGUGGUGGUAACAGCGCCUCUGUGACAACUAGUUUGGGUGCCGGUUUUAUGAGACAUCCGACGACCAUUGAAGAAGCGUCAAUUCCAACAUCGGGAACGCAAAGGGAUUUGCAGUUGAUCCUACGCGAGUUGCAGUUCAUCACGGCGAGGAUGCGGAAGGCGGACGAAGAAGCAGAAGUAAUCAGCGAUUGGAAGUUUGCGGCGAUGGUGGUUGAUCGUUUUUGCCUCAUUAUUUUCACAAUGUUUACAAUCAUCGCAACUGUGGCAGUGUUACUAUCGGCACCACACAUAAUUGUCCAAUAGGGACACUACAAUCAAGCAGUUUUUCAAUUCUCUUAGAAGCAUCUCGUAUAAUCGCUAGUUAGACGAUAAACAUUUACUGUGAUACAUAUGCGACAGUGUUGGCACAGUUUCUAUGUGCCUUCCCCAUGGAACACUGACGAUGAGCUAUUGCAACAACUAAAAGGCAGGCACUUAUGUGCAAGUAGUUGCUUUUCUGCUGUACGAAUAGCCAUUGAUGCGUAUAUCAUACCGCUAUCCACACUAACCCAUAGAUACUGUAGACGUAGUCGUUUAUUUAAAUAGAGUAUAAUUUAGUUUGUUUCGGGGUACACACGUGUCUGCCUUUUGUUCGCCCAUUGAUACAAAUAAAGUGUCCACCUAUACAUUAAAUUAAUUGUGAUGAACUUCGCAAAGUUAAUUAAUGAUCUUUAAUUAUCAGUUAUAGAUUUAAAUAGUAUAUAUGAAUAAAUCGAAAUCGGGUAUGUUGCGCAAAGCGCGUGUUUUAGUACGUCGUCUCGGACUGCAUUGUCACAAAGCCCGUUGUUAUCUAUUUACUAGGAUAAGCCUGGCAUUGUACCUUGCUUUUCUUAGCUCUGUGACAAUGACGUCCAAUGAUUUCUAGACGAUAUGCACGAGGCUAGUUCUAUUUUUUCAUAAUAUUGUUCGCAGAUUGUUUUAAGGAAUACAGGCAGUCUUCCUAGGUCUCAUUUUUAUAAUAUGACGUGUUUGUUCUAAGCCACGCGGAUAUCGUCACCGUUUUAUAUGAUGUACCAUUUUUAAUAUCAUAUUUAAUAAACUUCGAAUUUUUCAUUAAUAUGCAAAUUUCUAUACUUUAAUACGAAAUAAAAUGGCAAACCGCCUUUAAAUAAUAAACAAUAAUAUUGUUUAAAAAGAUAAUAAUAAAUAAUAAUGAUAGUGUUUAAUACGAUUUUAAUAAAAAGGUUUCUUUGGGCAUUUAUAACUUGUAGUGUAGUUUCAUAUUUUCUGUUAUUUGUUUGUAGUGACGAAUUUAUGUCUGCCUUCCGCCUUGCUGCGGGAGAGCAUGAUUUCGUCUGUUAGCGAUGCAAAACCUUGCGCAUCGUUAGCAAAUUAAUAGUAUUGUUUCAACUUUCUUCCCAAGUUUUCGAGACUUCCCAAAAUGCACUAUUCCCACUCUAUGAAUAUAUGAGGUGACCGAAUGGACUGAUAGUUUGCUAAGUCAUUUAUCCACACUAUCUAGAAUAGCUAUGCAAAAAAUGUGUAUUCAACUUUAGAACUUGCAAAAAAUGAUUACUACCACUGUUCCAAAAAGAACUAUUCUUUCUAUUUCCCCGCUUUUUAAUUAUCAUUUUCUAUAUUACUCUGCUCAAAUUUUAAACGAUAAUUUGCGAUGUUUUAAAUUAAAUCGACCCCACAUGUUGGUAUAUGCAUAAAAGAAGUAUGUCGAAUAAAUGUGUACUGUAUGGUUGCAAAAAAAUAAAAGCAGGAAUUCAGUUUGACAACGUCUGGUUAUUUUGUAAAUAUAUCUUUACCACACAGAAGAAUAGCGACAUUUUAUUUUUUAAAAAUUCAUAUCAAAGAUUUACAACAUUUAAUUUGGAUAAUCAACACUUACAGCUACCAGUCUCGUUUUUGGACGCCCUUACAAUUAUAGGUAGUCGUACAAUAGUAGUUUACCCAGAUCAAAGAGAUGGGAAUGAAAGAAACAAUUAUCUUAAAAAAUUAUGCUAGAGCAGAUUACAAUAAAAAUCAUAACAAAUAUAAUAUUUUCCUAUUU